This is a messenger RNA of Aspergillus eucalypticola CBS 122712, 593 nucleotides long. RefSeq lists its product as uncharacterized. The transcript has a single exon. NCBI's taxonomy places the organism in Eukaryota, Fungi, Ascomycota, Eurotiomycetes, Eurotiales, Aspergillaceae. The record is from RefSeq and is a predicted model, not a curated record. The coding region runs from base 141 to 446 and encodes 101 amino acids.
CCUGAUAGAUAUGCACCAAAAAAUCGAAGGCAAAUGGUGGAGUGAGUGGGCGAGAAGAAGUCGGGUUGGGUCGAAGAGAAGGUUGAGGAGGAAGAGAGAGAGAGAGAGAGAGAGAGGAAGAGGGAGUGGGCGCUGGAUGGAUGGAUGGAUGUGGUUUCACCCAAAGCGAGCAGAGGUGGCCUGGGUCGGUGACAAUACAUCCUCUCGAAUGCACCCUUUUCCCCCCACAGACUCCCCCGACUUCCUUCCAGAUGCGAAUUGAUUCUCUAUAUUCCCCAUUCAACCCUUUUUUCUAUUUGCGCGUGGCUUUCUUUCAUCGCAAAAUCCUAAAUCGCAUUGCGUCCGAACGGACCGGCUUCUAUCUGGAUCUACGAGAUCGGCGACUCUGCCUGGAAGGACUUCUGGCAAAAAUAAACGUACAAAGUACCUGUCAGAUGAAUCGCUAAAACUACACUUUUAUAUUGCUAUAACUUUUGUUCCAAAUUAAUGCCAGUGAUGGGGUGAAGGGUGAGUGCAAAGUGCUUUUGGAUCUCUGGAGUAUCGGCCGGGUGUUGGCGCAAACGACGGCGACAUCGUCGAUCUGCGACCACAGA